Dioscorea cayenensis subsp. rotundata (Guinea yam) is the source of this 3004-nucleotide messenger RNA. RefSeq names its product serine/threonine-protein kinase ATM-like. Lineage: Eukaryota; Viridiplantae; Streptophyta; Magnoliopsida; Dioscoreales; Dioscoreaceae. The record is from RefSeq and is a predicted model, not a curated record. The coding region runs from base 178 to 2856 and encodes 892 amino acids. The transcript is spliced from 2 exons.
UCUCUUCGCCGAGUUUUCUCUCUCUCUCUCUUCGUUUUUCUUUUACUUUCUUUCUCGCGAGAUCGCUGGGAAAUUUUUACGAAAAACCCCCUCGUCACCAGUUGGAUUCUUUAUAUAAAUUUUUUUUUUGCAGUUUUGCAUUUUAGUCCAGAAAAAUAAAAAAUUAUUUCUCAAGCUAUGAAACCACCAGAGCAGUCGGAAACCCUAGAGGAACUCGCAUCGGAGAACGAAGCAGAGGAGGAACCCCAAACCCUGGAGUCCCAAAUCGAGGAACCAGUGUCUAGGGUUCUUCAAUCUGGAACCCUAGGAACGGUGGGUUCCAAUCCGGCGUUUUUGGUUGGGAAUUUCGUUUGGGGGAGGGUGAGAACUCAUCCAUGGUGGCCGGGGAGAGUUCGGGACCCGGAGCUUGCUGUGGCGGCCAAGCGCGCUGUGCGGAAGGCGCCGAACUCCGUCUUCGUCUCCUACUUCGGUGAUGAAUCCUAUGCUUGGUGUCAACCUAUGCAUUUGAAGCCAUUCAAGCAGGAGUUUGCGCAAAUGAUGGCGCAGAGCGUUUCUAAGGGCUUUGUGAGUGCUGUGCGGAGUGCUUUGGAGGAGAUUGGGAGGUGCGUGGAGGUGGAAAUGGCUUGCGGUUGUGUGGAUAUUGAGAUUCCUGAUGGGUUUUUGAAGCAAGGUAGUAAGGAGUUUGCAAUCACUGCUUAUGCUCCGGCGGAGUUUCUGCAGCUUGUUAGGGAUGUUGCGAAGAACUGUAUGGUUGUUGAUAUGCUUGAGAUUACAGUGCUUCGGAGUUGGAUGUUUGCAUUUAACCGGAAAUCUGGUCAUCAGCGAUGCGGCGUUGUUGAUUUGGUUGAUAAGUGUGAUCUUGAUGCGGAGAAUGAUGGAAUGGAAGAUUCUUGGAUUGAUGCACCGAGGAAGCCGGAGAUCAGUGAGGAGAAGUAUAAGAGGAGGAAGGAGAGGAGCAUGGCAAAGCUCAUUGCGGAGAUGGAUUUAAAUGCUGUUGAGGUUAGUGAUGAUGUUGAUAGUGUUGUUGAGGAGGAAGAGAAUGACAAUGAUGUUGUUGUUGAGGAAGAAGAGAAACAUGAGGUGGAGGAGAAAAAUGAUAAUGAUGAUGUUGAAGAAGAAGAGAAGCAUGAGGAGGAAGAGAAGGGUAAUGAUGUUGUUGAGGAAGAAGAGAAGAAGCAUGAGGAGGAUGAGAAAGCGAAUGCUAAGGUUGUUGUUGACAGUGGUGUUGUUGUCGGCGGAGAAGGGACUGGGUCGGGUAAGAGGGAGAGGAAGAAGAGCAAAUACUUAUCAUACCCGUAUGCGCAUUUGAGUGGUAUUCAUGGAAAGCAGUCAGUUUUUCUUCUCGGGGAUUUUGAGGUGAAAACAUCGAAGAAGGCUAGUUACAGUUCUUCAACUAAGCUCGCUGGCUCUGUUGCAGAAGUUGAUUUAUCUGAUAAGGAAGAGGACCAGAAGGAUCUUGUGUCUAAGCUUGAAAGCAUUUCGACAAGUGAGAUUUUAUCAGAGUUUUUGGCAGCUGCUAGGGAUAGUCUUCACUUGAAAUGGAACAGGAGUGCAAAAACAGUCCGGGGGUUCUUUGCUGGUUAUAGGAGUGCAUUUUACUCUGAAAGUUCUGAUUUUGAGGCUCACCAGAAGAAACUAGCUGAAUGUGGCUGCUUGGAUAGGAAGAUCACCGAUGAUGUGAAGAGUAAUCAGUCAAAAGAAGGUGAGUCUGAUAGGAAUAGCAAGAAGAGAAAAGGUGGGAUAAAUGGAGAGACAAAAGUAAAAUCUUUAACAAAGAGAAGAAUGAAGAAAGAUGGAAUCGAAACCGUUGCUCCUGUAGAGCUUGAACAUGAUGCGUUGGGCGGUUCAGACAAAGCUAGAACUCCGCAGAAGAGAAUGAAGAAGAAUGAGACAGCUUGUGUUGAAACUUCAUUAGAUCUAGCCAUUCCAAAGAGGAACAGUUCUGGUAAAACACAGAAAAAAAAGGCCAAGCAGAGUGAAGAUAGUGAAGAGACUUUGUUGAAUGUAGGUCAUCCUAAGAGCAAUCUUACUGCUCCAAGUUUAAACCAGUUAAAGAAGCAGAUGAGGAUUGAAGGUACCAAUGUUCAAACUGUGGCUCAUGUGCCUGUUGAGACAAUGAAUAAUUCAGAGGAAGCUAAAAAGUCGAUGAUAGUGCUUACCAAUGGGAAACCUUCUACAGAUGUAGAUGAGGAACUUCUUGAUUCUCCUAAAGUUGAGAAAUCUAGGAAAAAAAGGAGAAAAAUCAAAGCAGAUCUGGAUUCCAAAGCUCGGACUGAUUUGAAUCUUGAUGCUUCCAAUGGUUCUGGUGAAUCACGGAAGAAGCAGAAGAAAACAGAUGAAAAUAACUCUGAAGGUCCUGCGGCGCUGCUGUUAUCAUUCACUCCCGGUGUUAAUCUGCCUUCGAGAGACGAGAUUGUGGCUGCCUUUAGCAAGUAUGGCAGUUUGAAUGAGACUGACACCGAAGUGAUGAAGGAUUCUGGCUGCGCUCGCCUUGUUUUCAUGAAAAGUUUGGAUGCUGAAAAUGCUUUGCAUAGUCGGGACAAAACCGGUGUCUUUGCACCUCCAAAUGCUAGUUACCGUGUUCGGUAUCUGCCAGUAAAUCCAAGCUCUCCAAGCUCUCCUCCAUCGUCAGCAGCCGCAGCAAAUCUCAUACCCAAUCGCCCGCUUCCUUACAUCAGGAAGAACCUUGAGCAAAUGAUAUCGACUCUAACAAGCCCUUUAGUGUCAGAUAAAGAUGCAGGAUCAUCUGAUGAGUUGAAACCAGACGCGAAAGAAAAUCUGGUCGGUGAGAUGCAGGGACUCCUUGAGAAGGUUAACAAGCUGCUCAACGGACCUCCGGCUGGUUCUUCAUCUUAGUCCAGCCAGUGACUUGUGAAUUUAGCUAACUCUUUGGCAUGUCUUCCUUUAUCUAUGCUAGCUGUAUGAAUUGAUAAAGAGCUCUGCUCACUUUUAUUUAUCAAAAACAUAGAUAACAGGAAGAUUGAGUGGACAGUUCUUCAUGUUA